CUGACAAAUGACAGCUCGGACAACUUGAACAACCAACAUGAAUCAACAAAUAAUUGUAUAAAAAUCUGCCGGUUUGUUUCUCAUUUUGCCCGAUUAUUUCCCCUCAUAAAUAAAAGUUACAUACGAAACACUACUCUUAAUUCAAAACAAACAAGUUGUUUCAAUGGCUGCAGAUCCGCUGUACGGCUGGGAUCUUACAUAUAAAACAGUAGAAAAAGAUAUCAAAAAGAAGUCUGAUGUGCUUGUCACGUUUAUUCAUUGGAAUCUUACAAAGAGAGGAUUUCGAACUAUUGGUAUAGGAGAUGAGCGAACAUUAACGGGAGAUGAAGAUAAGAGUGAACUGUUGCCUACAGGAUGGAAUGACAAUGAGAAUUACACAUUGAGAUAUGUCCUUGAUGGCAAGCUUUACAUCCUGCAUGGGUUGAACACUGAUGGCAAUUUGAUCAUUAACUUAAUGAGGUCUGAAGAUUUGCAAGUUUCAAACAUUGCUCUAAAAACUGAUGACACGGUUAAGGAAAUGAGCGGGCCUAUAAGCAAGAUGAUACCAGAUCACAAAGAUUUGAUGUUCAACAUCAAAAGAGAUCUCGUAGAUACUAUCACUUCAAAACCAACUACGUCAACAGAAACGCAAACAACUAGAGUUGAAUCAAACAAUAGAAUGCCACCAGAUGACCCCCUGAGAGUUCCCAGACCUCAGCCAAAUGUCCAGCCAGAUACACAUCCAUGGGAUAUGCCGCCGUCUCCUCUUCGUGUGGGUCGGUCCGAUUUAGACCCGUUUGCGCCCGGCGGCGGAGGCAUGUUGUUCAACCCGUUUGGACCCGAUCGGAGAAUGCCUGAUGAUCCUGGCAUGGGGAUCCCUGGAGGAUUGCCCAGAGGAUCAGUGCCACCCGGUGCCCGUUUCGACCCAUUUGGACCGCCCGGAGUGGGCCCUAGGCCCGGCCGCCGCCCUCCUCCGCCUGAUGCGGACCAUCUCCCACCUCCAGGCUUCAACGACAAUAUGUUCAUGUAGCAAGUUGUGAUUCAAACGUUUCAAUUUCACAUGUAGUUUAUGAGAAAAAUACAAUAAACUUGUUUUACAUUAACAA
Messenger RNA from Amyelois transitella, 1085 nucleotides. It is a transcript of the gene PI31, whose product is annotated as proteasome inhibitor PI31 subunit. The transcript has 6 exons. Lineage: Eukaryota; Metazoa; Arthropoda; Insecta; Lepidoptera; Pyralidae. Gene Ontology annotation, biological process: proteasome-mediated ubiquitin-dependent protein catabolic process. The coding region runs from base 164 to 1009 and encodes 281 amino acids. The record is from RefSeq and is a predicted model, not a curated record. Gene Ontology annotation, molecular function: proteasome binding; endopeptidase inhibitor activity.